UCGAGGUUGCAGAGUGACAGUUGUAAAACAUCGAAUUUAAUAUGAAGACCGUCGCUUUGAUCAUCGCUGCCUUUGUAGCCCUUGCCGGUGCUUCUUGCCCGAGUGCUGGGUACUCGGCUCCUGGCUAUCCGGCUCCCGCCUGCCCCACCAAUUACCUGUUCAGCUGCCAGCCCAACCUCGCGCCCGUUCCAUGUGCCCAGGAGGCCCCUGCCCCUGCCUACGGAUCCGCAGGCGCCUACACGGAGCAGAUUCCCUUCUACGUGGGAAAGCCCAACCAGGAGCAGCUGCAGCGCUUCCACCAGAGGAUAGGAAUGGCGGCGCUCAUGGAGGAGCUGCGCAGCUUGGGCCAAGGCCAGGGUCAGCUGUACUAGAGGCGGGAUAUUCUAAGGAUUACGGCUUUGAAAAAACGUAUUAAUAAAACGGAUUUAAAAAACCAACAACAUUUUG
This is a messenger RNA of Drosophila biarmipes, 447 nucleotides long. It is a transcript of the gene Vm32E, whose product is annotated as vitelline membrane protein Vm32E. The transcript has a single exon. NCBI's taxonomy places the organism in Eukaryota, Metazoa, Arthropoda, Insecta, Diptera, Drosophilidae. The record is from RefSeq and is a predicted model, not a curated record. The coding region runs from base 42 to 371 and encodes 109 amino acids.